Messenger RNA from Phlebotomus papatasi, 755 nucleotides. RefSeq names its product actin-related protein 2/3 complex subunit 4 (gene Arpc4). Gene Ontology annotation, molecular function: actin filament binding. Gene Ontology annotation, cellular component: actin cytoskeleton; Arp2/3 protein complex. The record is from RefSeq and is a predicted model, not a curated record. NCBI's taxonomy places the organism in Eukaryota, Metazoa, Arthropoda, Insecta, Diptera, Psychodidae. Gene Ontology annotation, biological process: actin filament polymerization; Arp2/3 complex-mediated actin nucleation. The coding region runs from base 115 to 621 and encodes 168 amino acids. The transcript is spliced from 2 exons.
AAACCCUAAUCGUUAUUCAUUCAUGGGAUAUUUGACAACCUCCUACGAAGAUUAAUCGCGUAUUUCUAGGUGUGGUGUAGGAAAAGUGCGUGAAAAGGCCCCAAAGACACCCCAAUGGCUGCCACACUGAAGCCCUAUUUGACUGCCGUUCGUCACACUUUAACUGCGGCUAUGUGCCUGUCCAAUUUCUCCUCGCAAGUCGUGGAGAGGCACAAUAAACCCGAAGUCGAGGUGAAGAGCAGCAAAGAACUGCUCCUGACACCCGUUGUCAUCUCCCGGAAUGAGAAGGAACGUGUUCUGAUUGAGACCAGUGUCAAUUCCGUUCGGAUUAGCAUUGCCGUGAAGCAGGCAGAUGAAAUUGAGAAGAUUCUCUGCCACAAAUUCACGCGUUUCAUGAUGAUGCGAGCGGAGAAUUUUAUCAUACUCCGCCGGAAACCCAUCGAUGGCUACGAUAUCAGCUUUCUGAUAACAAAUUUCCACACUGAGCAAAUGUAUAAGCACAAACUCGUAGACUUUGUCAUUCACUUCAUGGAGGAAAUCGACAAGGAAAUCAGCGAAAUGAAGCUGGCCGUUAAUGCUAGGGCUAGGAUCUGCUCUGAGGAGUUCCUAAAGCGAUUUUAAAACUUGGACAGACUCCUGAAAGUGUCUCCUUGACAGCAUUUCCUUGUAUUCCACAAAAAAACUUUUCUUUUGUAUUGGUAUUUUUUUUUGAUUCUACAUUAAAUUAAAUCGAGAUUUAAAACUUAGAAAUUAAA